Molecule: messenger RNA, 5024 nt
Organism: Rhinolophus ferrumequinum (greater horseshoe bat)
Lineage: Eukaryota; Metazoa; Chordata; Mammalia; Chiroptera; Rhinolophidae
Product: KIAA0586 ortholog
Exons: 32
Coding region: 199-4872 (1557 amino acids)
Biological process (GO): smoothened signaling pathway
Cellular component (GO): centriole; ciliary basal body
Source: RefSeq, a predicted model, not a curated record
CCGCGAGCAACUGAAGCUGUUGUCAGACCCGUGGCUGCGCGGUUGCCGGGCAUUCUGGAGACGCGGCGGGGUGAAUUUGUGUCCCGUGGUUGCAUCUGGAGGGUCCUCAAAGCGGUGAAAAUUUUGUUCUGAAGUUUUCUGGACCCAGAAGAAAGUUUUUCUAUCCAGAACGGUGGGACUAGUUUUGUUAUAAAUAAUAUGAAAGGCUCUGAGUUUAUCCCGGAAAAGAAAAAAACACUUAAAAUACCAGCGAAGAGGCUUCGUGAGGUAGUUUCUCCAAAUCAGGGAGAUAACUUGGCUAUGCUGAAAAAUGAGUUGCCCUGUGUUCCUCCAGCGUUGUCUGCAAAUAAACGUCUUCCUGUUAGAACGGGGACUAGCUUGAAUGGAACGUUACAUGGUUCAUCAGACUUAACUUCUGUUAGAAAUUAUCACCUGCAUCCAUUAGAAAAUCCCAUCGAGUCAGAAAGUGAUUUUUCUAAAGAUGUUGCAAUGCAAGGGUUGCCUUUGGAUAAAACAGAAGAGAGCAACAGACAAAAAGCAGAUGACAUCUUUAUUUCUCAAUACACCAUGGGACAGAAAGAUGCUCUAAAAGCAGUUUUAAAGCAAAAAGCUCAAAGCAUGCCUGUUUUUAAGGAAGUAAAGGUACAGCUUUUAGAGGAUGCAAGCACAGAAAAGGACGCUGUUACUCAGGAGACUAGAACUUCACCCAGUGCUAUUGAUUCAGCUACAACUGUGGCUGCAGCAACUGCUGCCGCCAUUGCAACUGCAGCUCCACUGAUAAAAGUGCAAAGUGAUUUGGAAGCAAAAGUCAAUUCUGUUACGGAAUUACUCAGUAAGUUACAGGAGACUGAUAAACAGUUACAACGUGUUACAGAGCAGCAAACAAGCAUUCAGAAUAAACACGAGAAACUACAUUGUCAUGAUCAUGAAAAGCAAAUGAAUGUGUUUAUGGAGCAGCAUAUUAGGCAUCUUGAAAAAUUACAGCAACAACAAAUAGAUAUUCAGACUCACUUCAUUAGUGCUGCACUCAAGACUAGUAGUUUUCAGCCUGUUACUAUGCCUCCUCCUAGAGCAGUGGAAAUGUAUUCUGUGAAACCAGACUAUUCUCAUCUUGGUAGCAGUAAUCUAUCUCCACAUAGCACAUUUGCUUCCAAGCAAGCACCUUCAAGAGAGAUUGAAGAUAGGGGUUUUGAUAAACAGACAUCUCCUUUGGAGACACCAGCACCUCGCAGGUUUGCUCCUGUACCUAUUUCAAAGGAUGGUAAAAUAUCAAAGAGGGAAAAUCCUGGGGAAGAAAAAGAAAAUAUGGAGAUGUCAGGUCAUACAGGGAAUGUAAGACUAUUGGAACAAAUUUUGAAUAACCAAGAUUCUUUGACAAGAAUAAGUGAAUCUUCAGACAAAACUUCACUAACUAGGUCAAAAAUAGAAUGGAAUCCUGAGAGGAGAGAGAGCAUUGACACACUGUUCUCUCAAAAAUUUCCUUCCUGUGAUGAACCAGGAACAGCUAAAGUGACUGUGCAGAAGUCUGAUGAUGUUCUUCAUGAUCUUGGCCAAAAGAAGAAAGAAACAAAUGCCGUACUCCAGCCAAAAGAAUCUCUGAUCAUGUCGAGGCUUGCUGAUCUUUCACAGAAUUCCAUUAAGCUUCAAACAACCAGUACGAGAUCCAUAUUGAAAGAUGCUGAGAAGAUUUUGAGAGGAGUACAAAACAAUAAAAAAGUACUUGAAGAAAACCUCGAAGCUAUUGUUCGUGCAAAGGAUGGAGCUGCCAUGUAUUCGUUUAUCAACGCUCUGUCUUCCAGCAGAGAGAUGUCAGAGAAGAUUCGGAUCAGAAAGACAGUAGACGAGUGGAUUAAAAGUAUUUCUGCAGAAAUUCAGGAUGAACUGGCAAGGAAUGAUUAUGCACAAAAGAGAUUUGAUCAGAAGAAUCAAAGGACCAAGAAAACUUACAAUUUGAGUAAAGAUAUUAAAACCAAUAAGCAAGACAAAACAGUAAAUAAUUCUGUAAUUCCAAAAAAGCAUUCUCAAAAACAAAAAGAGGAGUAUUUUAGAAAUCCACCUGUGAGGAGCAUGCCUGCUUCAAGCUUACAGAAAGAGACAAAAGAAGGUUUUUUGAAAGCAACAACGGUGAUACAAGAUGAAAAUUGUAUGUUACAAAUUUAUGGAAAACCAGUUUAUCAGGGCCAUCGCAGCACUCUUAAAAAAGGACCGUAUCUCAGAUUUAAUUCCCCAUCUCCUAAGUCCAAACCACAGAGACCAAAAGUAAUAGAACGAGUUAAAGGCACUAAAGUGAAGUCAAUAAGAACACAAACUGAUUUUUAUGCAACAAAACCUAAGAAGAUAGAUUCUAAACUGAAACAUUCUGUUACUACGCUGCCUCCUGGUGAUCAGCAGUAUUUGUUCAGCCCAAGCAGAGAAAUGCCUACUCUUUCAGGUACACUGGAAGGUCAUCUGAUUCCUAUGGCAAUUCUUUUAGGACAAACCCAAAGCAAUAGUGAUUCCGUGCCACCUGCCGGAGUAAUUGUAAACAAGCCACAUCCUGUAACAGUGACUACUUCUAUUCCUCCAUCAACUCGAAAAACAGGAACUGAAGUAAAGAAACCUAACAUAGCAGUGGUAGAAAUGAAGUCAGAAAAAAAAGACCCUCCUCAGCUUACUGUACAGGUAUUACCCAGUGUAGAUAUUGACAGCAUUUCAAAUGGUAGUGCUGAUGUCAGUUCAUCCCUGCUUAGUCCCAAAGAAUCAUUUCUUCCUCCUGUCAACACCUGGAUACAGACUCCAGAAUUUACGAAGGUAGAUGAAGAAGAGGUGAAGUUUCCAGGAACUAACUUUGAUGAAGUAAUUGAUGUCAUACAGGAAGAGGAAAAAUGUGAUGAAAUUCCAGAGUACUCUGAACCAAUUCUGGAGUUUAACAGAAGUGCUAAAGUUAUUUCUACAAAGUAUAAUGGCCCUCCAUUUCCGCCAGUUGCUUCUACUUUUCAGCCCACUGCUGAUAUUCUGGAUAAAGUAAUUCAGAGAAAAGAAACGUUGGAAAAUAGCUUAAUUCAGUGGGUAGAACAAGAAAUAAUGUCAAGAAUUAUCUCUGGGCUCUUUCCAAUCCAACAACGGGCCAUAGCUAAUGUCAGUGUCUCAGCCAGUGAGGCAAGUGAACCAUUGACUUCUGACAUUGUGGAAGGAACAAGCAAUGGCGCCCUCCAGCUUUUUGUUGAUGCUGGGGUUCCUGUGAAUUCAGACGUUAUUAGUCAUUUUGUGAAUGAAGCUCUCGCUGAGACCAUUGCUGUCAUGCUGGGUGACAAAGAAGCAAAGAAGCAAGGUCCUGUUGCUACAAGUGUUUCUGGGGAUGUUUCAACAAGCGAAACGUACUUGCCGGCAAGAGUGUGUACCCCAGUGGCUACGCCACAGCCGACUCCUCCUCGCUCACCUUCAUCACCCCCGAAGGAGCUGGUGUUGAUCAAAACUCCAGAUUCUUCUCCCUGUGAUUCAGAUCGCGAUGUAGCUUUUCCUGUGAAGGAAAUAUUUGCUGAAAAAGGAAAUGACAUGCCAACUGUCACACUAGUUAAUACUCCAACAGUUACCCCUGCUACUACACCUCCUCCUGCAACAGCUCUUACCCCAACUUUGUCAGAGAUUUCCAUUGAUAAAUUGAAGAUAUCAAGCCAAGAGCUUCCCAAGCCAUGGGGUGAUGGAGACCUGCCUUUGGAAGAAGAGAAUCCUAACUCACUUCGAGAAGAACUUCACCCCAGAGCUAUUGUAAUGUCUGUGGCCAAGGAUGAAGAACCUGAGAGCAUGGCUUUCCCCGCUCAACCUGCACCUCCAAAGCCAGUUCCCUUGAUGCCGCUUCCUGCUAGCACCAAAACGCCUUCCCCCAUACAGAGGCCAAGUUCUGACUCCUCAACAAUGGGGAGCAGCUUGAGCUUUACUGUCACUGAAACUGAAACUUUAGAUAGACCCAUCUCUGAGGGAGAGAUUUUAUUUGACUGUGGUCAGAAAGUGGCUCCCAAACUUUUAGGAGAUGGACUCUAUCUGACAAACCUAAAUGAUAGCUUAUCCAGUACGCUGCAUGACGCCCAUGAAAUGGAAGAUGAUCCUCCUAGUGAAGGACAAGUGAUUAGAAUGCCCCAUAAAAAUUUUCAUGGAGAUGCAAUUCUUUCUCUUCUUGUGAAACAAAACCAGGAAUCAUUAGUUUCACAGCAAACAGUCUGUCGUUCUGAGGACUUGGAAAGCAGCGUGGGUGAACUUAGCGAAGGACAAAGGCCCAGGCUGACAGCAGCAGCCGCAGUGAACGUCUUAAUGGGACAUUCUGUCCACAUGCAGCAGCCUGUCGCUAAUGCAGAGUCUUUGGAUCAAAAACAUGCUCUGAAGCCAUUAUCUCAGCAAUUUGACAUGGUUACAGGUGGUGUUCAUGAAGAUUCAUGUGCUAGUCAUGGUCCAAUGAGCUUGGGAGAAUUGGAGUUGCAGCCAGAUUCUCAUCUUGCUCUUCCCACAAGACUUCUUACAGCACAAGCAAAGGAUGUUAAAUUAUCAGAAGCAGCUGAAGAUUAUUCUCAGGACCAACAAAAGCAAGACCAAGAUGUUAAGCAAGUCGAACACAAGCCAGCACAAAGUCGUAUAAUACGUGUAAGAAGUAAAUCUGAUAUUUCACUUUCACAGCAACAAGCUUCACCAGACGAUAUGGAUCAGACCCAAAUUGAGCCCAGUCUGUACCUUACAACUGUAUUCACAGGCGGUAAAGCAGUACCACUCUUCACUUCUCAGGCAUCACCUGCCAGGAUGUCUGUGACGUUACCCACAGUGAACCUGGAGGACGGCUCCCAGUCUCCGAGCAUCAGCAGCAUGCAGGGGGACCCAGAAUCCUCAGGAGCAGAUACCUUCUGAACGGGAAGUGAGAGCCAGUACGGUAUUGGUGCCACUGGUUUUGAGGUCAUUUUUCUCUGGUAUAAAACGAUAUCUCAGACUCUUUUGUUCUUGGAGCAUAUUCUGAAAAAUGAUUUCUAAUUCUUUAUUAAAAUGAAAAGCAUAAUUUGGGU